Hemicordylus capensis (graceful crag lizard) is the source of this 1397-nucleotide messenger RNA. RefSeq names its product armadillo repeat containing 7 (gene ARMC7). NCBI's taxonomy places the organism in Eukaryota, Metazoa, Chordata, Lepidosauria, Squamata, Cordylidae. Gene Ontology annotation, molecular function: protein binding. The coding region runs from base 301 to 873 and encodes 190 amino acids. The transcript is spliced from 5 exons. The record is from RefSeq and is a predicted model, not a curated record.
CCCAUUCACGUGCGUAACUUCCUGUCUCCUCUGUAGUACACUAGUGAGCAUCUCUUCGGCUUUUAUGUCGGCUGGGUCAGAGCCUGUGAGCGUGUGGGGACGGCAGUAGAGAAUAAAGCGAGGGAAUUGAAAGAAGCCCGGGAUAGAAGGUGAAUCCAUGUUUCCAGUAAUUGCCACUAUAAAGAGCAAAUACCUAGUGAAAAUAGCUUGGAGCCUGAAAUUAGAUGGGCAGUCUCAAACAAAGCUGGGGUUUGAAAAACUAAGUAGGAACAAACAAACUCAUCCUCAUUUAAAAAUGCUAUGUCUCAAAACCAGAAGGAUCUGCUAGGCCUGGGUCGACUUGAAUACUUGCAAGCCCUAGUCACUGAGUUCCAGGUGACCGAGAGCUCUGAAGCCAAGGAGCAGGUGCUGGCCAACCUAGCGAAUUUUGCUUAUGACCCCAAGAACUAUGAAUAUCUCCGGCAGCUCAAGGUUUUGGACCUGUUCCUGGAUAUGCUUACAGAGGAUAAUGAAACCCUCGUGGAAUUUGCACUUGGAGGCCUUUGUAACCUCUGCCUGGACAAAAUCAACAAAGACUAUAUCUUGGAGGCAGAUGGGGUAGCAGCUGUAAUCAACUGCCUGUCCAGUUCCAAUGAGGAGACUGUGAUGUCUGCGGUUACCACUCUGAUGUACUUGACCACACCGCAGUCUCGCCAACAGAUCACGCCUCUUCCUGUGGUGGAGUGCAUGCUACGGUUCUCCCUGUCAGCCAACAGGAGGCUACGCAACCUGGCAACUGUCUUCCUUGAAGACUACUGCACCCCUCUUCAGGUGGAGGAGGCCAGGAACCUGACCAAGCACACAGCUUUAGGGAUCCCCUUGCCAAAGAAUUAAUGCAGCAGAGACAACCGCCAGAGAGAAUUUGGCUGAGAAGCACAUAUUUCUGAUAUCAUUAGAAAAGCCAGUUGUAAGGCAAAUACAUUCUGGCACUGAAAACCACCAUUAUGAAAAUUGAUAACCACUAAAAAGCACACAAGGGUACACACUCAGGGCAACCCUUCGGUGAGGUGAGGCGGUGCAGCAGCCUCAGGUGCAGAUUAUUGGGGUACAUGUGAGGGGGCAAGAUGCCCUGCCCCUGCUUUUAAAGAGGAAGGAGAGGCGGAAGCACUUGGGGGAGCAACAUUUGGUGCCCUACUUCAGGUGCACCAAGACCUUGAACCACUCGCUACACAUGCCCAGUUCUGUACCAUUAGGGACUCCUGGAAGAUUCUCACCCUUUUCAGCCAUGUCAAGUUGUUUUUCAGUUAAUUUCAAUAUCAUUUGGAGGUAUAAGUAAUUGUUAAAGAGACUUUGUUAUGAUUGUGGCCUUGUAGUGGAGAGGAAAUGGGAAAAGACAAAAGAACAUUAUUCUAACUUAA